Messenger RNA from Scleropages formosus (Asian bonytongue), 1558 nucleotides. RefSeq names its product H3 histone, family 3C (gene h3f3c). Gene Ontology annotation, molecular function: structural constituent of chromatin; protein heterodimerization activity; DNA binding. The record is from RefSeq and is a predicted model, not a curated record. Gene Ontology annotation, cellular component: nucleosome. The transcript is spliced from 4 exons. The coding region runs from base 155 to 565 and encodes 136 amino acids. Lineage: Eukaryota; Metazoa; Chordata; Actinopteri; Osteoglossiformes; Osteoglossidae.
UGUGGGAAAUGGGUGAUUGACACGGCGGCCAUUUUCCCGCUGGACGCUUCGCUCCCAUUGUGUGAACGAGACAGUAAAUACUGACACGGUCAGACAAGCUAAACAUUUAUUUCAUCCUUUCAUAUUGUACUUUUACGAGUGAUCUCAAGGUGCCAUGGCUCGUACCAAGCAGACUGCCCGUAAGUCUACUGGAGGCAAGGCUCCGCGUAAGCAGCUGGCCACCAAAGCUGCCCGCAAGAGUGCCCCCUCUACUGGUGGGGUCAAGAAGCCCCAUCGUUACAGGCCGGGUACCGUUGCUCUGCGUGAAAUCCGUCGGUACCAGAAGUCUACAGAGCUGCUAAUUCGCAAACUGCCUUUCCAGCGGCUUGUGAGAGAGAUUGCCCAGGACUUCAAGACCGAUCUGCGCUUCCAGAGUGCUGCCAUUGGUGCUCUGCAGGAGGCCAGCGAGGCUUACCUGGUGGGCUUGUUUGAGGACACCAACCUGUGCGCCAUCCACGCCAAGCGUGUCACCAUCAUGCCCAAAGACAUCCAGCUGGCCCGUCGCAUCCGUGGGGAGCGUGCUUAGAGACCCCCGUGUUUCUCCUCUCUCUUUUCCACCAUGUCAGUCCGUCUUCCCUUCCCCCUCUCUAAACCUCACACCCCCUCUUCUGUUUGUAGUGCUUAGACUAACAAUGAUUAUGAUGACUAUAAAGUGUGUAGUUGUGUCUUUCUUAGUGCUGUCUGCAGCAGACCUUUAGGGUACCUUUUUGUGCAUGUACCAGCUUUGUGCUGAUCAGACACACACACUUUCACAAGUGUGACACUAAUGGGUGCCCUGCUUAGACAGCUUUUCCCGGUCAGGGAGAGUUUUUGAGUUCAUCUACUUAAAAGUAAUGUGGUACUCAGUAGUGCCUGGGUUACAGAUGGAGUUUUGGCUGGGUGGGUGGAGACACGGACAGGCAGAUGAAACAGGAGGGUGGAGUCAGGCUUUAUCUGCUGAGGAGGUGACAGCUGCCUCAGCAGGGUGCUAGAACUGCCCUGACCGAUCCCUUCUGCCCCCCGCUACCCCAGAGUGAGUGUAAGAGAGGACACAGGUUCGGGGGAGUACAGUUUUUCUAAUAGUGCCUGAAGGGUGAUGUUGAUGUCUGUGUGUGCGUUGUGUGUGUGUGAUGAUCAGCACAGCAAAUUGUGUUCAUCUACAAGUAUCUCUUGGUAGAGCAACUGUUUAUUACAAUGUUGAUGAUGAUUAUUAUGGUAUCCUUUUUUAAAAAUGCAUAUGUCUUUUCAUAUCUGCGGAAAAUACUUUUUAAGGAACAACAGCAAUAUGGGGUUUUGCAAAAGACAAAAGUAAUCAUUUCAGAUUUUAAGAUGUUAAUUUACACUGGCCACACCCGGGGGUUAUUGUAUAAAUGACUCUGAUUUUUUUAUUUUAAUUUUUUUUUUUUUCCUCCCUCUCUUUUGCCUAUAACCAUGAAAAAGCUUGUAUUCUCUUUUUCAUUUAUUCUGUUUCUGGUAUGAAAUUGGCUUUAAUGGCAUAACCAGUGUGUUGCCAAAGCAUUGGAAAGCCUGGAAAAGACGA